AACAUGGCUCCCAGAGGAACGAUCACCAUGACAACGGCUCUCCUCUGCUUCAUACUGGGUUUACUCAGUCCAGCUCCAGCUACCUCCUGUUGCACGAGCUACAACAGGAAACCGGUGCCGUUCCAGCUUAUCAAGGGCUACAGAGAGCAGACCAUCAAGGAGAACUGCAACAUGGAGGCAAUCAUCUUCUACACCUUAAAGAACGCAAUUUGUGUGACUCGGAGAGAUGCGUGGGUGAAGAAAACUCUGAAAUUACUCAGCUCCAAACUGAAGAGGAUGUCCAAGCCCAACUCAGCUGCGGGUGCAACUCUGGGGAAGAAGAAGAAAAGCGGAAAACCUUCAUAUACUGACGGAAGCGGCUCUUUCUUCAGUACCACAGAAACAUUCCUGAACAACACGGAGAGUUUCUACUAGGAUCCAAAGAAAAAAUGAUUGUGGCCUCUGGGGUGUUUGAAAGAAAUUAAAGCCACUGUAAUCAAAUCCUGUUGACGAUAUAAUCUCUAAAAAAGAGAUGUUAAUUACUUUUGCUUGGCUGAACAUGUGCAGGAUCAGACAUAAAACUUCAUUAUCAUGACUUGAGAACCUGAGAGGAACAGGUUUGAGGCAGCUGGUGUAGAUUAAGUUCUUCUGCCAUUUAAUCAAGUUGAAGAGAGCAUUUCUUCUUGUUUUUUAAUUAUGCCUUUUC
Messenger RNA from Limanda limanda (common dab), 685 nucleotides. RefSeq names its product C-C motif chemokine 20-like. Bases 4 to 414 code for a protein of 136 amino acids. Gene Ontology annotation, cellular component: extracellular region. The record is from RefSeq and is a predicted model, not a curated record. Lineage: Eukaryota; Metazoa; Chordata; Actinopteri; Pleuronectiformes; Pleuronectidae. Gene Ontology annotation, molecular function: CCR chemokine receptor binding; chemokine activity. Gene Ontology annotation, biological process: cellular response to interleukin-1; positive regulation of GTPase activity; monocyte chemotaxis. The transcript is spliced from 4 exons.